AUACUCUGGUCAGACUGCAGCACUGCCUCUUCCCGGAAUUGCAAACUUUCUCCUCCUUCGAAGGCGUCAACAUAAUUCAAACAGAUCGGAUUCACUCCCGGAGGCAUUGUUUUGCAAUCUGAAGAAAACGCAUCAUUCAUUUCUUAUUUUAAUGCAUUUAUUUACAUUUAUAUCACAUGAAGCUUCACUCAAAUUCACAAAGGAAGGCGUCUUUUAAAUAUCCGUGUUUUUUAUUUUAUUUUAUACAUCAUGGUUUUACGCUUAUUUCGUGCUGUCAUCAUGGGACCCCCCGGCUCUGGGAAAGGCACCGUGUCUGAGCGGAUUGUAAACAGUUUUGGAUUGAAACACCUUUCCAGUGGAGACGUUCUAAGGACCAACAUUAAAGCAAAAACAGAAGUAGGGCUGCUGGUCAAGUCUUACAUCGACCAAGGUCAGCUGGUGUCAGAUGAUGUCAUCACUCGGCUGAUCCUGCAUGACCUGAAGGGUCUGGAGCAAUGCAGCUGGCUGCUGGAUGGUUUCCCACGGACAGUGACGCAGGCAGAAUGUCUGGACACAGUUUACCAGAUAGACACUGUGCUAAACUUGAAUGUGCCUUUCGAGACCAUCAAAGAGCGCCUUAGCUCCCGGUGGAUCCACCUAGGAAGUGGCAGAGUAUACAACACCAACUUCAACCCUCCCAAAAUCCCUGGUUUAGAUGACGUUACUGGUGAGCCCUUGAUACAGCGGAAUGAUGACAAACUGGAGACUGUCACAAGGAGGUUAAAGUCCUACGAGACGCAGACCAGACCAGUCCUUGAGUAUUACAGGAACAAAGGGGUAUUGGAGACCUUCACAGGAACAGAAACCAACAAGAUCUGGCCUCACAUACAAACUUUUCUCUGCAGUAAAACCUCAGAUGGUGACCAGAAGGCUGCAGCUGGCAAAGCUUGAAAAAAUAGGCCGUUCUGAAGAAAUAAGAGGGAGGAUUACUCCAUGGUGUGAACAAACACAAAAGGACCACUCAUUGCUUGAGGGAGUAAGAUCCUUUCAUGGGGCCAAGACCACACCUGUGUUGGCUGAAACUAGAACUGAUGUUUUCUGUUAAUAAAUUGGGUGGGGGGACGACGACACUGCUCAAAAUAAAGAUCACAAUUAUAUUAAUGUUUCAAAUAUUACAUUGUUGAUUUAAGACUUUUUUUGUUGCUGUUAAUUUGAUUUUAUAAUCAUGUGUCCUAAUGAUUCCUGCCUUAGUACGCGCUAGCCAUUACUUUUUUUGUACACCCACAGAUUCUAUUAAAAUGUAUUUCUGUGCAUCACAUAAAUGCAAUGCAGCACAAAUGUAAUCACAGUCUAAACCAAGUUAAAACAUUUCUGUAGUGGCUUUGAUCAAACAACCUAUGUCACUAUUGCACACUUUAAAGUAAAAAGAUACUGUACCUGUAAAA
Messenger RNA from Acipenser ruthenus (sterlet), 1424 nucleotides. Its product is annotated as GTP:AMP phosphotransferase AK3, mitochondrial-like. The transcript has 5 exons. Gene Ontology annotation, cellular component: cytoplasm; mitochondrion. The coding region runs from base 250 to 930 and encodes 226 amino acids. The record is from RefSeq and is a predicted model, not a curated record. Gene Ontology annotation, molecular function: ATP binding; AMP kinase activity. NCBI's taxonomy places the organism in Eukaryota, Metazoa, Chordata, Actinopteri, Acipenseriformes, Acipenseridae. Gene Ontology annotation, biological process: nucleobase-containing compound metabolic process.